Brassicogethes aeneus is the source of this 1099-nucleotide messenger RNA. The record is from the annotation of a GenBank genome assembly. NCBI's taxonomy places the organism in Eukaryota, Metazoa, Arthropoda, Insecta, Coleoptera, Nitidulidae.
AAUACAAGUUUUUGAUAUUUUUACACAACUUUUUACCAACGGGAAUGUCGUUAAAUAAAGAACCGUCCAACACUGUCAUUGUAGGUUUAAAAAAAAAGAAAAUUAAGCCAAAGAAAGACCUAAACCUCAGCAAUGAUCCCAGCUUUUCCGACCUCAAACUCCCAUAUCGAGUAAUUUGUUCGAGGCGAACCAUAAAAACCAAACAAAUGCAAGUAAGACAAUUCACGAAGGAGUUGGGCCUCCACGAGAUCCUCCAAAGCCAGGCUUUGGAUGGAGUUAGACUGCAUAGGGAGUUUUCUAAUCCUAUUCUGGAGUACCCUCAUGCUUCCGAACUUAUAACCAUGACUCCGGCAGAAAAAAGACAACUGGAGGAGAUAUUGAAAUUUGGUUUUUAUCAAAAAGUACACGUUGGAAAAUGUCCUCCUUUGGUUCACGGUAUAAGGCCUGGUUGGGAGGAAAGAAAAUCAAAAUGAAUGAAGAUUUUUUUGUAAAUUUUAUGUGUAUUAUCACAUUUGCAAUUACACUGUAGGUAAAUUUUCAACUCUUCAAGAGUUACUCUUGAAAUAUCACAGCUAAACGCUCGCAUACGUAAACAUAAUUUUUGGUCGUAGAUUCUAAAUCCGUGCUCGGUUUAGCUGUAUCAGGUCUAAAAAAGUUUUUCCUAUUGACAAUCCAAUCCCGGGACACACUGUAUACUGGUAUAUUAUAAUUUGUAAAAUAAUAUAUUUCACCUCUUGUGCCAACAUUCCUAUACUUUUUAGUUGGUUUAAUAUAAUAUAAUAUAAUAUCUUUAAUUAUAGUCAAUAAAAAAAUCAACAUUUUGAAUGUCCUAAAUUAUUUAAAAAAAAACCUCAGGAACACGUGUUCUUUUGGAUCAAUUUACCUCAAAUUUUGCAAGAAUUUGUAUUUUUUUAAUUUGGAACCUGCAGUAUCUUAAUAGUUUCAUGAUAUCAUUCUUUUUUAUAAAUUUAUACAGGGUGUUUCCUAAUGCGAUGCUCCCAAACUUAAAAAUUACCUGAUACAGCUAAACCAAGCACAUAUUUGUAAUCUACAACCAAAAAUUAAGUUUACGUGUCCGACCGUUUAGCUGUGAUAUUUU